Acanthosepion pharaonis is the source of this 1893-nucleotide messenger RNA. Lineage: Eukaryota; Metazoa; Mollusca; Cephalopoda; Sepiida; Sepiidae. The record is from the annotation of a GenBank genome assembly.
AUGUGUUUGUGUGCCACAUCAAAGCUUCUUGUCAACUAUCCAGAGAAACAGAGAAAUGAAAUUCUGGAUUACCUUUUCAAGCCUAAUUUUGGUGCCUCCCUUCAAAUUCUUAAAGUCGAAAUUGGUGGUGAUGCACAAAGUACAGAUGGCACAGAAGCUUCCCAUAUGCAUGACAGCUGGGAGGAAAAUUAUAACCGAGGAUAUGAAUGGUGGCUAAUAAAAGAAGCUAAAAAGAGGAAUCCAGAUAUUAAAAUUUAUGCCCUCCCCUGGGCAUUUCCUUAUUGGAUAGGGAAUGGCACCAACUCUCCUUAUACAACCCCUCAGCGUACAGCAGAUUACAUCAUCAAAUGGAUUGAAGGGGCCAAGAAGUUUCACAAUAUAACCACUGAUUAUGUUGGGAUCUGGAAUGAAAGGUCUUACUCAAUAGAUUACAUAAAGAUUUUGCGAAAUACCUUGUGCAUGAAGAAAUUGGAACAUGUCAAGAUAGUGGCGUCAGAUGGAGGUUGGAACAUUGCAAAGGAUAUGUUGAAAGAUUCCAUAUUAAAAUUAUCCGUUUCUAUUAUUGGAGUCCACUAUCCUGGGACAGUCACAACUAAAGAUGCCUUGGCUACAGAAUCUCCCUUAUGGUCAUCAGAAGACUACAGCACUUACAAUAAUGAAGUUGGAGCUGGAUGUUGGGCCAGGAUCCUGAAUCAGAAUUAUGUAAAUGGCUUCAUGACAAGCACAAUUUCUUGGAAUCUAAUUGCCAGUUAUUAUCCUUCUCUGCCUUUUAAUCGAUGUGGACUGAUGACUGCCAAUGAACCCUGGAGUGGGUAUUAUCGUGUGGAUUCACCUAUCUGGAUUACAGCGCACACCACACACUUCACAAAAAUUGGUUGGCAUUAUUUGGCUCACGGCCAUGGAGUGGGAAAAUUUAAAAAGGGUGGCAGUUAUGUUGCUUUGACCAGUCCGAAAUCUGACCAACUGACCAUUAUUAUUGAAACCAUGAGCCAUGACCAUUCUUAUUGCAUCCGUCCACAGUUGCCGAAAUAUAACGUUGAACCACAAAAUAUCACAAUUCAACUGAAUGGCUCCUUUACUUCCAUCAAGCAACUUCAAGUAUGGUACAGUCAUUUAAAUUUCCAAGGUCAACCAUUUGUACUCUUCAAGAAAUUGUCAGCAAUUCCAGUCCGCAAUGGGAGCUUCAGUCUUUCUCUUGGUGUAGAUGAAGUCAUUACGUUGACCACAAUUGAUGUCGAGCAAGAAAAACCUUUUUCAAAUAUUCCACCUUCAGCUUCUUUCCCAGCGGAAUAUUUUGAUAACUUUGAGAAUUAUUCUUUGUAUGCAGAACCUUAUAAUUUUGCUCCUCAAACGGGAUCGUUUGAAGUUGUUCAAGUUGAGAAGCCGUAUAACAAAGUGAUGAGACAAACCGUUUUGCACACACCUGUAAUGUGGUGCUUGGCUGACUUUAUCAACAAAUCCGUUAACAUCAUCGGAAAUGCUAAUAAACGCUUGGACGUUUUUGUUUCGGUCGAAGCUCGUGUUGGAAGUGUGAACGGGACAAAUGAGAUCUUUGUCGCCUCUCGUGUUAGUCAACUUGGCUGCAACACAAUUUCUGCCCAUGGCAACUUCUUUUUCCUUAAUCCUCUAAAGAAAACCUUUGUCCUUUCUGCCGAUCUUGCCCAGUCAAAAAUAAUUAAGAAAGGAAUAGUGCCCUCCGCAAAGCCUGGAUGGAACCAGAUAUCAUUUUUUACAAAAGAUAAUGUCUUGAUUGGUGUAGUUAAUCACGAAAUGGUGUUUAAUGUUAAUAGUUCGUUGAUUGUAAUGAAACCUGGAUUUGUGGCUGUGGGAACUUCACCUUUUGGCUUGGCAGAUUUUGAUAACUUUUUAUUGAAAACCACUGAAAACAAAUAA